Peromyscus maniculatus bairdii (prairie deer mouse) is the source of this 1708-nucleotide messenger RNA. The record is from RefSeq and is a predicted model, not a curated record. NCBI's taxonomy places the organism in Eukaryota, Metazoa, Chordata, Mammalia, Rodentia, Cricetidae.
UCCCGGGUCGUGGUGUUUGUUUUGGUUUGUGGUUUUUUUUCUUUCCUUUUCCGGUUGCUUGGGCGCGAAAAGACUGAGCCGUGCUUUCUGAGGCCGGCAAUAAACGGCGAUGAGUGGAGAAAGAGGUGAAGCGGCUGACGGAUCCAGAAAGGGAUGAAUUUUGAGCCUCACGCGCUUGUGACCCUCCCGGUCCUCGUUCCUGAAGCUCCGGACCUCAUCCGGCAGCGCCCGGCUGUCUCGCCAAAGUUCGUUCUCGUUUGUGGCUCGCAGAUAAAGGUCAAAAUGCCUGGUAAAGCAAAUGCUUCUAAGAGGAAAUCUCAACAGUUAAAGAGAAAUUCAAAACAAAGAGCUGAUGAAGAAGUGGAUUUUCCAGAGAAUGAGGUUGGAAACACAGCGAAAAGAAACAAAAGUCAUGCAGGGCAUCUGUCCUCUAAAGCAACAGGACAAGCAAAGUCUAUUAACCUAAAGCGGAUAAAAGUAGCGUCCAACAAGAGAAAAACCUGGCAGCCUCUUCCAAAAAAUACUGAAGAAUAUUUGCAAAGUAUGAUGGAAUCAGUAAUCCUAGAAAUUUUAACCAAAAACAUAAAAGGAAAAGAACAAAUUCAGUGUCACCUCAACUACUUGAAGAAAAGAUUACUGCAACAGUGUGGAACACUGAAAGUCCCUCCCAGAAAGCUGAACUAUUUAACCGAUGUGUCAAAUCUGCUGAAAACGGAAAGGGCACGGGAAAGAGCUCAUGAAGAGGACCUGGCUUUACUGCAGGAAGAAAUAGACAAAAUAGUAGAGACCACAGAGUCAAUGACUGAAAGUAUUCAGAGCCUAAAGAACAAGAUUCAGAUUCUGACAAAUGAGGUAGAGGAAGAGGAGCAGAAGGUGAAACAGGAAUUUCACCUGGAUAGUAAUAAGGUACUGUCUCUUCCAGAACUUUCUCAGAAAAGUCUUAAAGCACCCACACUUCAAGAAGAAAUUUUGGCAGUAAUUCCAAACCAGAAUGCUCUUCUGAAGGACUUGGAUGUCCUUCAUAAUUCAUCCCCAGUGAAGGACAUGUCAGCGUUCAUUCAAGAAGCCUAUAAGAAACUUGAUGGCUCUUAAGGAGUUGGUUGUGGUUUUUGUUUUUAAGCAUUGUUCUAUAUUAACUUAUUGUUUAUGAAUUGUAAAACCUUCCUUUUUAAGACAGAGUCUCACUCUGUGUGUAGCCUGGGCUGGCCCAGUGUCACCCAUACUGGCCUUGAACUCACACCAGUCCUGCCUCAGCAAUGCUGAGUGCUGGGAUUACAUAGGUGAGCGGCACAUCUGGCCCAAAGGUGUACAGCUUAACUGUAAUAAUACUAUAAAGCUGAUGUUUGCAGAACAAUUACCCCCUGUUAUCCACUUUAAAAAAUAGCCUUUGUGGCCCUAUCAUUAGUAUCUAAUGUUCUAAAAACAGUUGGUAGCAGUUGCUAAAUCUAGGAAAUCCAUAUAUGCUGUAUCUAUAGUUGUUUGCUAAAACCGUAUACUAUGAAUGAUUUUUGAAAUUAAAAAGACCAUGUUGUAACAGUUUAUGAAUUCUGAAGGGAACUUACUUAUUGAAAAUAGCUUUGUGGAUAUGAAAAAUUUAAGUGUAGCACCUAAUCAGGGAAAACAUGAGUGUGUCUCUCCCUUUAGCUAAUAGCUUGCAUUUUCUGUCUGGUCAUGUGGAACUUGAAAAAAUCCCAAAUGCCUCCUUAAA